UUGGCUUAUUUUAUCCAGACAAGGUCUUUACUGGGUGUGUUUGAAGAAGAUGCCACAGCUAUUUCCAACUAUAUGAACCAGUUGUAUCAAGCUAUGCAUCGGAUUUAUGAUGCACAGAAUGAAUUAAGUGCAGCAACACACCUGACUUCAAAACUUUUAAAAGAAUAUGAAAAACAGCGUUUUCCUUUGGGGGGUGAUGAUGAAGUUAUGAGCUCUACUUUACAACAGUUUUCAAAAGUUAUAGAUGAGCUUAGCUCUUGUCAUGCGGUACUUUCAACUCAGCUUGCUGAUGCCAUGAUGUUCCCCAUUACCCAGUUUAAAGAAAGAGAUCUUAAAGAAAUCCUAACAUUAAAAGAAGUGUUUCAGAUUGCUAGUAAUGAUCAUGAUGCUGCAAUUAACAGAUACAGCCGAUUGUCUAAAAAAAGAGAAAAUGACAAGGUAAAGUAUGAAGUGACAGAAGAUGUGUAUACUUCCAGAAAAAAACAGCACCAAACCAUGAUGCAUUAUUUUUGUGCAUUAAAUACUCUUCAGUACAAGAAGAAAAUAGCAUUGCUAGAACCUCUACUUGGGUACAUGCAAGCUCAGAUAAGUUUCUUUAAGAUGGGUUCUGAAAAUCUCAAUGAACAACUGGAAGAAUUUUUAGCUAAUAUUGGAACCAGUGUGCAAAACGUUCGCAGGGAAAUGGACGGUGAUGUGGAGAUUAUGCAACAGACAAUAGAGGAUUUGGAAAUAGCUAGUGACCCUCUAUAUAUGCCUGACCCAGACCCAACCAAAUUUCCUGUUAAUCGAAAUUUAACGCGAAAGGCUGGAUACCUCAAUGCUAGGAAUAAAACAGGCUUGGUGUCAUCUACUUGGGAUAGACAGUUUUACUUCACGCAGGGUGGAAACUUAAUGAGCCAAGCCCGUGGAGAUGUAGCAGGAGGCCUGGCCAUGGACAUAGACAAUUGCUCAGUGAUGGCUGUGGACUGUGAAGACAGGCGAUACUGUUUUCAGAUCACUUCUUUCGAUGGAAAAAAAUCUUCAAUUUUGCAAGCAGAGAGUAAAAAAGACCAUGAAGAGUGGAUUUGUACAAUUAACAACAUAUCUAAGCAAAUAUACUUAAGUGAAAAUCCAGAGGAAACUGCUGCACGAGUAAAUCAGUCAGCUCUGGAAGCUGUCACUCCUUCCCCAUCUUUCCAGCAAAGACAUGAGAGCCUGCGGCCCGCAGGACCAUCUCGGCCACCAACAGCUCGAACUAGCAGUUCAGGAUCCUUAGGAUCUGAGUCCACCAAUUUGGCUGCCCUCUCUUUAGAUUCUCUUGUUGCCCCAGACACACCAAUACAGUUUGACAUCAUUUCCCCUGUGUGUGAAGAUCAGCCUGGUCAGGCAAAAGCCUCUGGCCAGGGAAGCAGGCGUACAAAUCCAUUUGGAGAAUCUGGAGGAAGUACAAAAUCUGAAACUGAAGAUUCUAUUCUUCAUCAGUUAUUUAUUGUCCGAUUCCUUGGUUCCAUGGAGGUGAAAUCAGAUGACCAUCCAGAUGUUGUUUAUGAAACAAUGCGCCAAAUCUUAGCUGCUCGGGCCAUCCAUAAUAUCUUUCGUAUGACAGAAUCACAUUUAUUAGUUACUUGCGACUGUUUAAAGUUAAUUGAUCCACAGACACAAGUUACAAGGCUUACGUUUCCUUUGCCCUGUGUAGUGUUAUAUGCUACACACCAGGAAAAUAAGAGGCUUUUUGGAUUUGUACUGCAGACAUCAGGAGGGAGAAGUGAAAGUAAUCUGUCAUCAGUCUGCUAUAUAUUUGAAUCAAACAAUGAAGGGGAGAAGAUUUGUGAUUCUGUUGGACUGGCAAAACAGAUAGCUUUGCAUGCUGAGCUGGAUCGUAGGGCAUCUGAAAAACAAAAAGAAAUAGAGAGAGUAAAAGAGAAGCAACAGAAAGAACUCAGUAAACAAAGACAGAUUGAAAAGGACUUGGAAGAACAAAGUCGGUUGAUAGCUGCUUCCAGUAGACCAAACCAAGCCAGUAGUGAAGGGCAGUUUGUCGUCCUUAGCAGUAGCCAGUCAGAAGAGAGUGAUUUGGGAGAAGAAGGAAAGAAGAGAGAGUCAGAAGCAUAAACUUAUCUUUACUUUUUGAGUGUUUUCCCCCUCCCCUUGGAAUUGACAGUUUCUUUGGUGAAAUGGCACAAGGUAACAACUAUGUUGAAAAUAACAUAAAAUUUAUAUUUACUUGUUUUAGGUUCAUUAAAAAAAAUAAGGUUGAUUUAAAAAAAAAGGUUGAAUUUUAUGACUUAGGUUUACAUUGACUUUUUUCUUAAAAAUAAUAUAAUAUGCAUUAACAUUAAAUUUCACAUAACUGCUUAUUUCCCUGAAUACAUUGCUAAGGAGUUAGUAGCUUUGCUCUUUCUUUUCCUUAAAUUGCCAGUUUUUAAAUUUUGCAUUGUAUUGGCCAUGCCUAUAAGAGAUAAUUUAUUCUGCAGAUUCAGAUAUUCAUGGAUGUGUUCCCUCCUUUCAUUAGGAACAUUUUGCUUAUAGUGGGGAAGCAUUCAGUUGAAUAAGUUUGAAACCCUUUCUACAAGUUUGCAAAUGAUUUAACAACGUUAAAUGUGCAAUAGAAUUUGUAUAAAGCCAUUGGGACAGAUUUUAGAUGUAAGGUUUCCAGUUGUGGCAGAUGGUACUGUAGGUUCUGGGCACUU
Molecule: messenger RNA, 2669 nt
Organism: Fukomys damarensis (Damara mole-rat)
Lineage: Eukaryota; Metazoa; Chordata; Mammalia; Rodentia; Bathyergidae
Gene: Appl1
Product: adaptor protein, phosphotyrosine interacting with PH domain and leucine zipper 1
Exons: 21
Coding region: 73-2091 (672 amino acids)
Biological process (GO): signaling
Cellular component (GO): endosome membrane; cytoplasm
Molecular function (GO): protein binding
Source: RefSeq, a predicted model, not a curated record